Molecule: messenger RNA, 3032 nt
Organism: Amoebophrya sp. A120
Lineage: Eukaryota; Dinophyceae; Syndiniales; Amoebophryaceae
Source: the annotation of a GenBank genome assembly
GCGACCUCCUCCCCUCCGUGUGUUUCAAAUUCAAUCUUCUCAUUCUCUAGUACUAGAGCUUUUUCAAUCAAAGUACUUACUUAGAAUGUAGUUUAUUCGCAGCAUUGUCUUUAUCUCCGCCGCCGCUGCAGUACUAGUGGUCUUGGUCUGAAAUUGAAUCAAACUUUCACUAAUGAUGUUGAUCGCUCUUGCUGGUACUACCAGCGAGAAAACCGUCCUACAAGAAUAAAGCAAGUCGAACACCAAUCCUAGCCCCGGAGCCCGACGAGGAUUAUUUUCUUCACUUUGAUGAUGUUCCGGGAAAAAUAUAAAAAAUCGAAAGCGACAUACACAUAGUGAGCCACGACACGCAAAAAUAAAGUAGCAAAAUGUCUUGGCACCAGCAGCAGCACUACGGUAGCCAAUGGCCUCCGGCAAUGAAGGGAGGGCAACACCAGCAACCCGGUGGUGCAGGCGGGCCCCCACCGUCGGCCGAAGCAGUGGCGGCAGCCAUGCAGGUGUUGUUACAAGCGCAGGCAUCCAGUAGCGGUGCUGGAAGCAAUAAUAAUGCCAACGCGAGCCAAAACCUCUUGAACGCCGUUCAAGGACUGCUGCCCCAGCAACACCACGGAGGUGGUCCAGCAGCUGCGUCCUCGACGUUGUACGCUCAGCAACAAUUAUACCCGUCUCAACAUCAACCCGGAGGUGCAACAACAUCAAGAAUGUCCGCCCCUCCGCCGGUCGAGAAAAACGGACCGUACAGCAACGGACGGCAAAAGCCGAAGUCCUACUACACGCGCGAGCAGCUCCUGGCACACGAAGACCCCAUUCUGGACCAGAAGGCGACGAACCGAAACUUCAUGCAGCGACAAUCGCUGUCCGCCUCGGAGAUCAAGAUUCCGUCCGUGGGCGAAACCUUGCUGUCCUUCCGCGCGGGGGCAAACAACUUCACCGAAAGCUACAGCCAUCUGCUUUUAAACAGCAACAGCGUCGUGCAGAAGGCGGUUAUGAGAGUGCACAGCUCCCCCUCCCCCUCAUUUGUCAUGCAAAGUGCCUAAUUUACGCCCGGGCUCUUGGCACUGUUUGCAUGAUUAGUUCUGGCAGCCCAAAUAGCAUUACGCGCCUUUCCAAAUUUGUCCUGCAAAACCUGUAUUCUGCAUGACGCUUGUACUGCUGUUCAUGCAAUACAAAUGAGGGGGAGGGGGAGUUCUUGUGCACUUUCAUAGCGGUGGCGAGCUACGGAUCCAGCCGGGCGAACCGGUUCACCAAUGGCCGCGGCUUGGACACGCGGCGGCUGGAGGUGAUGCACUUCGUGUUCCACCUGCAGAAAGAGUACCAGUGGCAACUGAGGAACAACUGCGAAAACAAGAGUCACAAGGUCGCGGACAAUCUGGACCACCUAACUCUCGGGUUCGACGACCGGGGUUUUAUUUCGCACGAGGGACAAACCACCAGCAUAUGGAUUGCAAAUAUGUAUGGGUCUGGAAGGUUGCAACUUGUCAUGCUAAUUCUGGAUCAUGCAAAAAUCUGUGUUGCAUGAGUGCCAACAGCUGGCCACUUUCGACCAAGUUGGCAGGGAGUUUCUCAUGCAGGAUAGGCAUGGUAGUGAUCUCACGGAAUCUGUCACGCUAGGUCCUCCAUUACAGAUCAUAUGGGUCAUGGAAAACCUGCAUGACAAGUCGAGCAAAGUUCCAGACCCAGACAUUUUUGCAUUUGAUACAGCAAAAAUGUCGACCAAGACCUGCUGAACCGGCGGGAGCGGCAGCAUCUGCAGAGCAUCCUGCGCGACCAGAUAUCAAAUGCAAAAAUGUCUGGGUCUGGGAGAUUGCGAGAUUUGUCAUGCUAGUCUGGCAUGACUCUCAAAUCUGUCAUGCACGUUUCCCAAGAGCCCCAUUUUGCUGUCAUGCAGAAACGCAGUUUGUCAUGCAGAAUAGGCAAAACCUAGAAGCUCAAAAGGUUGUCAUGUUGAGCCAGCAUUUGUGGCCUCUUCAUGAUGCGCCACCCAGCAUCACAAGUUUCCAGACCCAGACACUUUUACAAUCCAUACCAGAAUGACUACGACGACGUGGACGAGUACGAUUUUGAGACCACCGGCGGCGCGACGAAAGGGUCACUCGCAGAGCAACUUGCGGCGAACGAAAUGCUGAACAAGAAUAAGACGACGACGGGUACUAGUAACAAGCGUAGUCGGGCGAACACUGGGAUGAACAACCAUAACCAGCAGCAAAACUCCACUAAUGCAUCGAGUUCCAACAAUGCUAAGUCCAGGCGGAAGAACAGCAGCGCCGAUAACUCGUCGGAAAAUAACGAAUCGAACGACCUGGAGUUUCUCGACGAGACCGACGAGGCAAAUUUGCCGCUACCGCCGAACUAUCCAUUGCAAAUAUGUCUGGGUCUGGAAACUUGUGAUGCAAGUCCGCGAACAAGAGAGUGCUCUGUGAUGCGCCGCCAAGCAUGACAAGUUUUUUCGUGCUUCUGUGCUGCGUAUUUCGCAUGAGAAACUGCGCUUUUGCAUGACAGGCAAGAGGGCCUCUGCGUGGCCACGCAAUACAGAGUGCAGCGUCAGGCCAGACUAGCAUGACAAAUCUCGCAACCUUCCAGACCUCCAGGGAUAUUUGCACUGGAUACGAACUGGAUCGAAUACGAGGUGGACGAUAACCCGAACGAGGUGGCUAUCCUGCGUAAAAAUGUCCCCACCCCAGAGUUGUCAUGCAGAUUUGCAGCUACAGGAAGAUUUGUAAUGCGCAUCCCCAUGAGAGGCAUUUCCAAUCGCGUUUUGCACUUUGUAAUGCUGUCGACAGGACGAGUAGAUGGAUUUGUGUUCCACGGCUGUACUUGCUAAACUGCACUACAAUACAGAGACGAGCUUGUCAUGCUUGACCCCCAAAACUUCUCGAUUUGUGUUGCGAGAUCGCCAUCUUGACCCUGGUGUUGGGACGGUUUUACAUAGGAUAGUGGCGUACUACAACCAGGUGACAAAGGAGACCAGCUGGGUGCGGCCGAUAUCAAAAGGAAAAAUCCCCCCUCCCCAUAUCAAAGCGGAAAUCUGUGAU